AUGGAGCUGGGGCUGUGCUUCCUUUUCGGGCUCGCUGUGACCUCCGCCGCAGGAUGGGUGCCUCACUCCCAGUCUGGGGAUGCUGGCAGGAGCAGCAUGCCCCGGGCCCCCUCUGCAGCCAGAUCAGAGGCGGACACCAAGGAGACUGUGGCCACCGUGGCAGCCUGGGGUCCAAGCCCCAGAAGCCCUUGGCAGGAGCAGGGACCAAGUCAGUUUGGGAAGCAGGGGCCCGAGGGGGUCCCCGUGCACCACCGAGCCCGGCGUUGUACGUGUUUUACCUACAAGGACAAAGAGUGUGUCUACUACUGCCACCUGGACAUCAUCUGGAUCAACACUCCUGAACGGACUGUGCCCUAUGGACUGUCCAGCUACAGAGGGAGCGGAAGCAGGGGCAGGAGGUCGGCUGGGCAGUUCCCACAGAGCCCACCGCCGGUGAAGGGGACACUGCGCUGCGCCUGCGCGGAGAGCGAUGAUGACGCCUGCCUGCAGUUCUGCACCUGGUCCCUGGCUGCCCGCGGGAAUUCAAGGUUGGCGCAAACACCUGACAAAGAAGUGGGAAAGCAGAAUGGUGGUGCCCUGGGGGGCAUGCGUCCGAGGAGCUGCGCUCUAGUGGCUAUGCUGAGAUUACUGAGCAGCUGA
Rangifer tarandus platyrhynchus (Svalbard reindeer) is the source of this 639-nucleotide messenger RNA. The record is from the annotation of a GenBank genome assembly. Lineage: Eukaryota; Metazoa; Chordata; Mammalia; Artiodactyla; Cervidae.